AUGUUCUAUAACAUCGCAGGAAAGAAAGUUAGUAAACGUGAAAGAUCAUGGAAAGAAACGAGAAAACAAGUCUACUUGAUAGAAUAUUUUCUUGGUCCAUCAAAGAUAUUCUCAACAAAGAUCUCUACAAGCAAAAGAUAAAGACUAUACCAGACAAGUUUAGUUCCGUUAAUGAAUACUUGAAGUGUUUUGUUCCUCAUCUACUCGAGGAAACGCGAACCGAGUUGUCCUCAAGCUUCAAAUCUUUAUCGAAAGCUCCUCUCUUUGAAAUAAGUUCCUUGGAGACAAGGACAAAGGAAUCAAGUGGAAGCUCAUUAAACAAGUUGUUCUACGAUAUAACAAUUAAGGAUGCAUUGAGUAUUAGUGAAAAGUAUCAGCCACAAUGUGGUGAUCUUAUUGCUCUGGCAAAGGAAAGGCCAAGACGAAUCGAUGACUUGAAUCCUUUACUUCUUGCCUCUAUUAAUUCUGUUGAUACUUAUCCUAAUAUCUCUGUUAUUUUGUCAAGACUAAUAUCCCAUGAUGAGAAAAAGUCACUUGGUUUCUGUGUUUCUCUUAUGAAUUCAACUACAAACAAUCGUAUAUGGAAUGCUUUGCACCAUGAAGCUCCCAACUUUGAUCUCAUCCAGAGUGUUCUUCAGCCAAAUACAGCGGGUAUGGAGCAAAUUUUUUCUUCUCGAACAUGGGGACAAAACGUUUUGGAUAUAAUCUAUUCAGCGAAAUUGAACUCUUCACAAGAAACUGCAAUCUUGAGCUGCCUUGAGACAAGACAUAGUAAUCACAAGAACAGUGUGAAACUGAUAUGGGGACCUCCUGGUACUGGCAAAACAAAGACGGUCGCGACUCUUCUCCUUGUCCUUCUAAAGCUAAGGUGCAAAACAGUUGUGUGCGCUCCUACAAACACAGCUAUUGUAGAAGUAACAUCAAGGCUAUUGGAUUUAUGGAAGAAAUCUUCAGAACAUGCCACUUAUGGGUUGGGGAAUAUUGUUUUAGCUGGAAACCACAAAAGAAUGGGGAUCAAAAAGAAUGAUUAUCUUCGUGAUGUCUUUCUUGAUCAUCGCGUCAGUAAACUUCGUAAACUGUUAUCACCAUCUUUUGGAUGGAAGCAGAGUUUGGAGUCAAUCAUAGAUCUUCUUGAGAACACAGAGACUAAGUACGAGCAAUAUGUUCGUAAAUUAAAAGAAGUUGAAAGGAAGAAGAAAGAAGCUGAAAAGAAGAAGAAAGAAGCUGAAGAGAAGAAGAAGAAGCAAGAUGUUUUAAACAUUCCUACAUUUGUAGAGUUUGUUAAGAAGAUGUUUAAUGGCUUAAGUGAACAAUUGGAGAGAGAUAUGGUUGAUUUGUACACACAUCUGCCCCAUUCUGUUAUUUCAUCUAAAGAUGUGAAGAAAAUGAUCGCAGCCCGUGAAGCUAUUCAGCGUGCCAGAUAUUUUUUGCAGGAGAAUUCUUCUAGAUUUGAAUCCAAGAAAGGUAGUUUCAAAAGACUUAUCCAUGUUGAUUGCUGCAUUCAGGCUCUACUUUUGCUUCCCAAGAGUUUUAAUAUGACUCCAGAAUUUUUGAAGAGCGAGGAUACAAGGAACUUUUGCCUGCAAAAAGCAGACAUAAUCAUAUGUACAGCCUCAGGUGCUGCAGAAAUGAAUGUGGAAAGGACAGGAAAUGUAGAACUUCUAGUGGUUGACGAGGCGGCUCAGCUUAAAGAAUGUGAAUCAGUUGCUGCAUUACAACUUCAGGGACUGCGUCAUGCCAUUCUAAUAGGAGAUGAGUUGCAGUUACCUGCAAUGGUUCAUAACGAUGAAUGUGAAAAGGCGAAAUUCGGAAGAAGCUUGUUUGAGAGAUUGGUUCUGCUUGGUCAUAACAAACAUUUGCUUGAUGUUCAAUAUCGAAUGCAUCCUUUGAUUAGUCGUUUCCCUAACAAGGAGUUUUAUGGUGGGAGAAUCACAGAUGCUGCUAAUGUUCAAGAAAGUAUUUAUCAAAAGAAUUUUCUUCAAGGAAACAUGUUUGGUUCUUUCUCUUUUAUCAAUGUUAAACGUGGAAAACAAGAGUUUGGUGAUGGACAUAGUCCCAAGAACAUGGUUGAAGUUGCUGUGGUUUCUGAAAUCAUAUCCAAUCUUUUCAAAGUUUCAAGUGAAAGAAGGAUGAAGAUGAGUGUUGGAGUGAUUACACCUUAUAAAGGACAAGUCAGAGCAAUCCAAGAGAGAAUCAAAGAUAAGUACAGUUCCUUAUCAGGUGAACUUUUCACUUUGAAUGUUCGGUCGGUAGAUGGGUUUCAAGGUGGUGAAGAAGAUGUUAUCAUCAUCUCCACCGUUAGAAGUAACGGUAACGGGAAGGUUGGAUUUCUCAGUAACCGUCAAAGAGCCAACGUAGCACUGACUCGAGCAAGGCACUGUUUAUGGGUGAUUGGAAAUGCGACAACACUGGCUCGGAGUGGUUCAAUUUGGGCAAAACUUAUAAGGGACUCGAAGAGACGUAAAUGCUUCUAUGAUGCUAAAGAUGAUAAGAGACUUAGAGAUGCCAUGAAUGAUGCUGUGCCCAAGGUUGACAAGUCUGAUGUGUGUGCACGUUUAAGUACUCUUUGGAUCAAAAAGAAAGGAAGAAAAUGAAUUAUUGGUACAUCUAUGUCAUUCUUCAAUCUAAGUUUUUUCAGACAUUCUUCUUGUUUUUCAUGUUCAAUGUCAUUGCAUUUAUGGUAACAUUUGUGCUUAAUGGUUUGUGUUUUAAAGCUUUGGCUGGUUUGGUUUCACACCUUAUGGUCUCACAAGUGUUGUUAUUCGAGAAGAAGAGAAACAAAAUACUAGAAAAGUUUAGUUACCUUAGACAACUAAUAAAAGUUCUUAUGUUUA
Molecule: messenger RNA, 2834 nt
Organism: Arabidopsis arenosa
Lineage: Eukaryota; Viridiplantae; Streptophyta; Magnoliopsida; Brassicales; Brassicaceae
Source: the annotation of a GenBank genome assembly